CCUAACUGUCAGACGCCACGUCCGCGCAAGUCUGUGGCGACGUGAAAAUAUGAUGGAAUAGGACGAGUCGAAUCAGGAGUUUUCUCAUCAGCAAACGGUUGUUUAUCAUUGACAUCUACAUCAUUAGCUACUGUUCAGUAAGCAGAAGACUUCAGAAGAACCUGGGAGACGUAAGCUAGCUAGGUGCCACGAGAGCAGUGAAUUUGACAGUACAGUACCUGAUGUGGUAGUGGGAGAUGAGACAGUGAGAGUGAGCCUCUCCCUAGAUCCACAUCCCAUGAGAUGGGAGCCAACACAAGCCAGGUCAGUGACCUGUCAGAGAACCAGAGCCUCCGGACCCUGAUCGGCACAGAGUCCAUCUCAGAUAAUGACCCCUUCUGGAACCAGCUAAUCUCCUUCACAUUCAUCAGCCCCACUAGCAGUUGUAACUCCAAGCUGUUGGAAGAGGCUGUUAUUCCCCUGGCCAAGAUCCUGAUUGAGAACAAUCCCAGAACAGGGAAUUUUGGAGCCCUAGUGAGAAUAUUCCUGGGAAGAACCAAAGAGUUGAAAAUAUCCACAGAAUGCCAAGAUCAGCUGUUCAUCUGGCAGGCCCACAAUACUUUGUUCAUGAUUCGCUGCCUUCUAAAAGUCUUCAUCAGGGAGAUGACAGAGGAGGAGCUGCACUUACAGUUCUCCUACCAGGAGAGGGUGCCAGGCUCCUGUGACACAGGGAGCGAGGUACUGCUGGAAGAGCUGAUGUGUAACCUUGUAUACCUGGUGGUGGAGGUUCCCCUGCUGAGCUUUGUUGGGUUCUGUGGCGCCGGGCUGGUCGUGGUGAGUCGGCCCAGAUCUGGCCCGGCAUUGCUGGUGGCGCUGGUGUACAUUUCAAAGGCAUUUCUCCGCUACUCCUCUGUCUUCGCCUUUGUACCUUUCCAACACGCAGCGGUGUGUGUGCGCGCACACAUGCUUAUGCCUGCGCCUGGAUGCGUCUUUGUGUGUAAGUUCAUCAAACAGUCAGCAGUACACUCAUUUCUAUGUCUAUUUCUUUUGCCUUUAGUUUUCAUGGUCGACAUUUCUAUGAGUUUUUAUUUAGGCCUGGCUACACCUAUUAUUUAGCCAUGCCAUUCACUUCUGAAGGUCUGUCAAUGUGCCUGUGCUGAAAGCAUGAGUCUCCUCCUUUGUGUGUGUCGUGAGUAUGGCCAUGCUCCAGGCCAAGACUGCCUCUCUCCCUCACACUCAAUAUAAAAGCAUCGGCAUGGCGAUCUCCAUGUCCCAUGGAAUGUUCUCAGGACUUCAUUGUCUUCCGUUCCUCCUCCAUGUGACCGUCAUGCCUAGAACCUAUGAACCGUGAUGAUGAUGAGGAUAGUGAUUGAGGAGUGCAUGACGGUAACCUUACUCUUGAGUUGAACACACUCAUAAACACUUUGCUAUGUAAGUGUCUUAUUCAACUCUCCUUGUAGUAACUCGAUCAAAGGCAAAAGGAGGACUGACGGAUGUUAUUACUCUUGUUUACAUGAGAGCCAUUCCAAGGCAAAUGUUGUUUGAGGUUUGAAAUAAAUGAUUGACAGGGGUUUGAAACAAACACGUCUCUCUGGCUCUGUUCAGCAUUUCAUUCCGUUCUUCAUUGUUUUGAAGCUCCACAACAUCCUUUUUUUCUUUUCGCUUUGUUGCCGUCGGCCCGUUUCCUAUCUACGUGCUCCGAGUAGAGAGGAGAGGGAAAGAAAGCCUGACUUUUGGUAGAAUUCAAGAAUUU
Molecule: messenger RNA, 1732 nt
Organism: Oncorhynchus gorbuscha (pink salmon)
Lineage: Eukaryota; Metazoa; Chordata; Actinopteri; Salmoniformes; Salmonidae
Product: dymeclin-like
Exons: 7
Coding region: 283-1095 (270 amino acids)
Biological process (GO): Golgi organization
Cellular component (GO): Golgi apparatus
Source: RefSeq, a predicted model, not a curated record